Macrosiphum euphorbiae (potato aphid) is the source of this 2847-nucleotide messenger RNA. The record is from the annotation of a GenBank genome assembly. NCBI's taxonomy places the organism in Eukaryota, Metazoa, Arthropoda, Insecta, Hemiptera, Aphididae.
AUGUGGAUAGCAACAUGGUGUCUGGGCUUCGUCUUGUUCUCGUGUCCCAAUUGCCUGUACGUUUGCGUCGGACGCGCAGCCGCCCAAAACAAAAGCAACUGUGAUUCACAGGUAACCAAAAGCAAACCACAGAAUUUAACUGUUUCUAAUGUAACCAGUCGAUCAAUAACAAUAACAUGGCUCGCACCAAUAGAUGGUGAGGAUGGAAUAACCAAUUACAAUCUUUUUUAUUCACAUGACAAUAACACAUUUGUAAAAUUAUUGGCAAAUACAUACAUAUUUACAAUUGCAAAUCUCAUACCUUACACUGAGUACCAAGUACACAUUGUAGCCAAAUGCGAACAAUAUAUAAAAAGUGAAUCUUCAGAUACAAUAAUUCAAUAUACUGAUGUUGAUGGUCCAGGUCCACCAAUUAUUACAAAUGCUACAUGUGUACCAGGAACUAAUGGUACAUCUAUUUUCUUACAAUGGACUACACCUCAACUAUUUUAUAGAUCAGUGGAUGAAUAUAUUAUAUAUGUUUCUGAUACUUCUGAUAUUGUUAAGAAUUUCAACAUUUCAUUACCAAAAGAUAGUAUCAAUUCAAAUCAUAAUCAGUACAUUGUUCAAAACUUAACAGACAAUACCAUGUAUGAAUUAAAAAUAAAUGGAGCGACAAAUAGUUUCCUAGGCAAUCAUUUAAUUGAAGGUGAAGCUUCAGAACCUCGUUCUGUCUACUUACAUAAAGAUUGUGAUAAUGAUAAUACUUCGAAAAAUAAUCAUAAUUUAAUUGAAAAUACAAAAUCCCUUUUGAUUGGUUUAUGUUGCGUAUUGGGAUUACUAUUCAUUGUAGCUGUUGUUUUAUUUUGGCAAUGCCAUCCUGUGUGUAGGGUAUACUUUCAUGCUGCUUAUUAUUAUCUGGAGGAUCCACCAUUUGUGUCACAUACUGUACCAACAUUGCCAAAUUCUGAUUGGUGGAAGCAUAAACAAGAAUCUCAUGUUGUGACAGUGGAUGGUUUUGCUAAGCAUGUAGCUAAUUUGCAUGUUGAUGGAGAUAUUGGUUUUAGCAAAGAAUAUGAAAUCAUUCAAGAAGAGUCAAUGAAUUUUGAUUUUUCAACUGAAUCAUCACAACUACCAGAAAAUAAAUCAAAAAACCGAUACCUCAACAUAGUUCCAUACGAUCAUAGCAGAGUCAAGCUCCACAUAAAUAAUAUACCAGGAAGUCAUUCUGAUUAUAUAAAUGCUAACUAUAUUGAUGGUUUUGAAAAAGCUAAUGCAUACAUUGGUACACAAGGACCUUUACCAUCAACAAUUAUUGAUUUUUGGCAAAUGAUGUGGGAACAACAUGUUUAUGUUAUUGUGAUGAUAACAAAUUUAGUGGAACGUGGCCGGAGGAAGUGCGACUUAUAUUGGCCAAAUGAAGGUAUAGAAACAUAUGGUUUUAUUCAGGUUAAACUAUUAAAAGAAGAACUUAUGGCUAUGUAUACUGUCCGUACAUUUCAAGUGCAUCAUACACGAGCUAAAAAGAAAAAAAACGUGCCAUUAGGUAGAACUAUAUAUCAAUAUCAUUAUACUAAUUGGCCUGAUCAUGGUACGCCAGAUCAUCCUUUGCCGAUCUUAAGUUUUGUGAAUAAAUCAGCUGGUGCUAAUCCAGCUGAUGCUGGUCCUAUUGUUGUUCAUUGCAGUGCUGGUGUUGGUAGAACUGGUACAUAUAUUGUCUUAGAUACUAUGCUUAAGCAAAUUAAAAGUGAAAAAGAAGUGAAUAUAUUUGAUUUCUUAAAGCACAUUAGACAGCAAAGGAAUUUUUUAGUUCAAACGGAAGAACAAUAUAUAUUUAUCCAUGACGCUUUAUUAGAAGCAAUAAAUUGCAUGUAUUCUAGUAUUAAUAGAAAAACCCUAACAAGUUAUCUUCAAACAGACAUAGCCGAUUGUAAAAUUGCAUCAUUUGCCUCAGAUUUUGAAAAACAUUAUAAGAUGAUAACAUCAUUUGUCCCACCAGACUAUUUCUUAGUUUCAGCAAAUAAACCCUUUAAUCGAAAUAAAAAUAGAUCUCAAGAAUUUGUUCCUGUAGAAAAUUCUCGAGUGCACUUAACACCAAAACCUGGAAUUGAAGGAAGUGAUUACAUCAAUGCAUCUUGGAUAAUUGGAUUUAAGCGACUAGGAGAAUUUAUUGUUACACAGCAUCCUCUAGAAAAUACAGUUUUAGAUUUUUGGCAAAUGCUCUGGGACCACAAUGCACAGACUGUAGUAAUAUUAACUGACAUGAGUGAAGACACGGAUUCACUUAUUAAAUUUUGGCCUGUGGACUCUGAUACAACAUUAGAUAGUGACAAUUUCAAAGUUAAAAGUGUUCAAGAAGACAAAAUAGGAGACGAUUAUGAAACAAGAGAUCUUAUCAUUCAAUCUGUACAAGAUGAUUUUAUGCUUCCAGUUAGACUAAUUCACAGUAAAUAUUCUGUGAGGGAAUUAUCUUCAUUGAUUAAAUUAUUAGAAAUCGUACAAAUGUGGCAUUUAGAAUACCAAAAUGGUCCUAUUGUUGUAGUAGAUAAAUUUGGUGGAACAGAAGCUGCAAUAUUUUGUUGCUUAACAACUAUUGGUAAGCAACUACAACAUGAAAAUGUUGUUGAUAUUUCAUUGUAUGCUAAACUUUACCAUAAUCAAAGACCAGGCAUUUGGAAGGACAUAGAAAAUUAUUUAUUAUUAUAUCGGGCUUUGGAACUCAUGUCUGGAGGAAGCUGUUUUAAUGUAUUACCAUCAACUUCAAUUACCAGUAUAAAUAAUGUGGCAAACGGUAGUCAUAGUUCACUUACUUUACCAAAUGGAAAUGCUCUUUCACCAAAUAAACAAAAUGGAGUAUUAAUUUCUUAA